Panthera uncia (snow leopard) is the source of this 3070-nucleotide messenger RNA. RefSeq names its product RNA binding motif protein 25 (gene RBM25). Gene Ontology annotation, cellular component: spliceosomal complex. The transcript is spliced from 19 exons. The record is from RefSeq and is a predicted model, not a curated record. Gene Ontology annotation, biological process: mRNA processing; regulation of alternative mRNA splicing, via spliceosome. Gene Ontology annotation, molecular function: mRNA binding. Lineage: Eukaryota; Metazoa; Chordata; Mammalia; Carnivora; Felidae. Bases 202 to 2733 code for a protein of 843 amino acids.
AUGCCGGGCAAGAGGAAGACCUCCAGAAGCUCCCCGCGCAGCGCGGCUGUGUUUGCGGCCUGUGCGAGUAGGCGCUUCGUAACCAGUCUCCCGGCGAGCGGUGCGCAGAAACCUCGAACCGGUGGAGCCCACUCGUAACCUGGAGCCCGGAAGGCCGCGAAGACCGUACUGUUUUCUCAGCGGCGGACCGCUGCAGUAAGAAUGUCUUUUCCCCCUCAUUUGAAUCGCCCUCCCAUGGGAAUCCCAGCACUCCCACCAGGGAUUCCACCCCCACAGUUUCCUGGUUUUCCUCCACCUGUACCUCCAGGGACCCCAAUGAUUCCUGUACCAAUGAGCAUUAUGGCACCUGCUCCAACUGUUUUAGUACCCACUGUGUCCAUGGUUGGAAAGCAUUUGGGAGCAAGAAAGGAUCAUCCAGGCUUAAAGGCUAAAGAAAAUGAUGAAAAUUGUGGUCCCACUACUACAGUUUUUGUUGGCAACAUUUCUGAGAAAGCUUCAGACAUGCUUAUAAGACAGCUCCUUGCUAAAUGUGGCUUGGUUUUGAGUUGGAAGCGAGUACAAGGUGCAUCUGGGAAACUUCAAGCCUUUGGCUUCUGUGAGUAUAAGGAACCUGAAUCUACCCUCCGUGCGCUCAGGUUACUGCAUGACCUGCAGAUUGGAGAGAAGAAACUACUUGUUAAAGUUGAUGCAAAGACAAAGGCACAACUGGAUGAAUGGAAAGCAAAAAAGAAAGCUUCUAAUGGGAAUGCAAGGCCAGAAACUGUCACUAAUGAUGAUGAAGAAGCCUUAGAUGAAGAGACAAAGAGAAGAGAUCAGAUGAUCAAAGGGGCCAUUGAAGUUUUAAUUCGAGAAUACUCCAGUGAGCUCAAUGCCCCCUCACAAGAAUCUGACUCUCACCCUAGGAAGAAGAAGAAGGAAAAGAAGGAGGACAUUUUCCGUAGAUUUCCAGUGGCCCCACUGAUCCCUUAUCCACUCAUCACUAAGGAGGAUAUAAAUGCUAUAGAAAUGGAAGAAGACAAAAGAGAUCUGAUAUCCCGAGAGAUCAGCAAAUUCAGAGACACACACAAGAAACUGGAAGAAGAGAAAGGCAAAAAGGAAAAAGAAAGACAGGAAAUUGAGAAAGAACGGAGAGAAAGAGAGAGGGAGCGUGAAAGGGAACGAGAAAGGCGAGAACGGGAACGAGAAAGGGAAAGAGAACGUGAACGAGAAAAGGAGAAGGAACGGGAGCGGGAACGAGAACGGGAUAGGGAUCGUGACCGCACUAAAGAGAGAGAUCGGGACCGAGACCGCGAGAGAGACCGGGACCGCGAUCGGGAAAGGAGCUCGGAUCGGAAUAAGGACAGGAGUCGAUCAAGAGAAAAGAGCAGAGAUCGUGAAAGGGAACGGGAGCGGGAAAGAGAGAGAGAGAGAGAACGGGAACGAGAAAGAGAACGAGAGCGCGAGAGAGAGCGAGAAAGGGAACGGGAACGAGAGAGAGAGAAAGACAAGAAGCGGGACCGAGAAGAGGAUGAAGAGGAUGCUUAUGAACGAAGAAAACUUGAAAGAAAACUCCGCGAGAAAGAAGCUGCUUACCAAGAGCGCCUUAAGAAUUGGGAAAUCAGAGAACGGAAGAAAACCCGGGAGUAUGAGAAGGAGGCCGAAAGAGAAGAAGAAAGAAGAAGAGAAAUGGCAAAAGAAGCUAAACGACUAAAAGAAUUCUUAGAAGAUUAUGAUGACGAUAGAGAUGAUCCCAAAUAUUACAGAGGAAGCGCUCUUCAGAAAAGAUUGCGUGAUAGGGAAAAGGAAAUGGAAGCAGAUGAACGGGACAGGAAAAGAGAGAAGGAAGAGCUAGAGGAAAUCAGGCAGCGCCUUCUGGCUGAAGGACACCCGGAUCCAGACGCAGAGCUCCAGAGGAUGGAACAAGAGGCUGAAAGGCGCAGACAACCACAAAUAAAGCAAGAACCAGAAUCAGAGGAAGAGGAAGAAGAAAAGCAAGAAAAAGAAGAAAAACGAGAGGAACCCAUGGAAGAGGAAGAAGAGCCAGAGCAAAAGCCCUGUCUCAAACCAACUCUGAGGCCCAUCAGUUCUGCCCCGUCUGUUUCCUCUGCCAGUGGCAAUGCCACUCCCAACACUCCUGGGGAUGAGUCUCCUUGUGGUAUUAUUAUUCCUCAUGAAAAUUCACCAGAUCAACAACAACCUGAGGAACAUAGGCCAAAAAUAGGACUAAGUCUUAAACUGGGUGCUUCCAAUAGUCCUGGUCAACCUAACUCUGUGAAGAGAAAGAAACUCCCUGUAGAUAGUGUCUUUAACAAAUUUGAGGAUGAAGACAGUGAUGAUGUACCCCGAAAACGGAAACUGGUUCCCUUGGAUUAUGGUGAAGAUGAUAAAAAUGCUGCCAAAGGCACCGUAAACACUGAAGAAAAGCGCAAACACAUCAAGAGUCUCAUUGAGAAAAUCCCUACAGCCAAACCUGAGCUCUUUGCUUAUCCCCUCGAUUGGUCUAUUGUGGAUUCUAUAUUGAUGGAACGACGGAUUAGACCAUGGAUUAAUAAGAAAAUUAUAGAAUACAUAGGUGAAGAGGAAGCUACAUUAGUUGAUUUUGUUUGUUCUAAGGUUAUGGCUCAUAGUUCACCUCAGAGCAUUUUAGAUGAUGUUGCCAUGGUACUUGAUGAAGAAGCAGAAGUUUUUAUAGUCAAAAUGUGGAGAUUAUUGAUAUAUGAAACAGAAGCCAAGAAAAUUGGUCUUGUGAAGUAAAACUUUUUACAUUUAGAGUUCCGUUUCAGAUUGCUUCUUCUUUCCCACCCUUCAGAGGACUUUGACUUUUUCUUUGUCUUCAAAGACAUUUGUGAGAUCUGUAAUUUUUUUUUUUCAAUGUAGAAAAUGUGAAUUUUUUUGUCCUCUAAUUUGUUGAUGCCCUGUGUACUCCCUUGGUUGUAAAGACAUCUGAAUCCUACCUUGGUUCUCUUUAUACUCACCAGGUACAAAUUACUGGUAUGUUUUAUAAGCCGCAGCUACUGUACACAGCCUAUCUGAUAUAAUCUUGUUCUGCUGAUUUAUUUCUUGUAAAUAUUAAAAUGACUCCCCAAUUCUU